AAGUACUUUGACACCUGCACAAGGUGCUCGUGCUGCUCGUUAACAGGACAAUAUUUUUUGGUAAAGAAUGCUAUUAUGCCUGUAGAGUUGGAUAUCUGGACGUUAUUUACUGUAAUAGCUUUUUGGGUCACUCCAGUUCAUCACGCAACGAGGCAAAGGAAUGUAACUUGAUUGCUCCAAGAAAAAUAAUGACGAUCCAAUGACGUGAACGUAUAUACCUGGUUAUAAAGGAGCUUUUUUUUAUCGGAUAGCAAACUAACAUACAAUAAUCAUGGCACCAACCAUAUCCUCAGCAUUCUCAGAAUUUGCCAGCGCCCUCGCUAGCAUCGGUGGUGGACUAUUCAACUCACUCAUGGCUGUCUUUCAGGCCAUCCUGGCGUUCUUUAUGAACGUGUUUGGCAGCACCAUACAGCUAUUACAAAGUAUCCUAAAAUUGGGCAUUGAUAUGUGCCAAGGUCUCGUUGGAUUUGUUGCUGCAAAUUUCCUUGCGCUAGCCGCAAUUGGGGGGGCUUACUACUGGUACACCACGAGCCAGAGGCAGAAGAGUGGAGGUGUCGUAGCAGGGAAGCGAAAUACUUGAGCGCUUUGUAACACACAAUACGUAUAUUUUCUUGAUCAACCUUGAACGCGUCGAGUACGCCGAUGUCAAGUUCAGCUUGAGCCCGUGUGAACU
Messenger RNA from Lentinula edodes (shiitake mushroom), 673 nucleotides. RefSeq lists its product as uncharacterized. Bases 272 to 580 code for a protein of 102 amino acids. Lineage: Eukaryota; Fungi; Basidiomycota; Agaricomycetes; Agaricales; Omphalotaceae. The record is from RefSeq and is a predicted model, not a curated record. The transcript is spliced from 2 exons.